AGACUGUGACUCCAGCCUGGGGAUAAUAACAGUGGAAAGGUUGAUUCCUGCUGCAGCAGCAGGACGGAAACAAUGCUGAGGACCCACCCACCUUCAGGCUGCUCUCUCUGCUCGUCUCUUCCUGGAUCUGACGCCCGCAUCUGGUUCUGAAGAUGAGCUACCCAGGUUACCCUCCUCAGUCUGGCGGAUACCCACCCCAAGCAGGGGGCUACCCACCUCAGUCAGGGGGCUAUCCACCCCAAGCAGGCGGCUACCCUCCGGCAGCAGGAGGUUACCCACCAGCAGCAGGUGGCUACCCCCCACAGGCGGGAGGCUACCCCCCACAGGCAGGUGGAUACCCACCUCAGGCUGGCGGUUUCCCUCCGGCAGCAAGCGGUUUCCCUCCGGCAGCAAGCGGUUUCCCUCCAGCAGCAGGAGGUUACCCCCCAGCAGCAGGGGGCUUCCCUCCCCAGGCUGGUGGCUACCCUGCCCCAGCUGGAGGCUUCCCUCCUCAGGCAGGUGGAUACCCACCACAACCUGGAGCAGGCGGCUAUCCUUCUGUGCCUCCAGCAGGUGGAGGCUGGGGUGCAGCACCAGCUGGCUAUGGAGCGCCAGGAGGAGCUCAGCAGGGACACCCAGGGGGCCCAGCCCCUGGCCAACCCAUGCCAAACUACCCCGGGGCGCCUGCAACUAGCCCCUCGAUGCCUGCAUAUGGAGGUGGAGUUCCAUCCAACCCUCAGGCACCUGCCAUUCCUAGAGGUUACAGGGGUUCUAUUAAGGAUUUUCCAGGUGCUGAUCCUCUGAGGGAUGUUGAAGUGCUUCGCAAGGCCAUGAAGGGUUUUGGCACCGAUGAAAAUGCCAUUAUUGAGCUUCUGGGAAGUCGUACCAACAAGCAGCGGGUUCCAAUGGUAGCAGCUUACAAAACCACUUAUGGGAAGGAUUUAAAACGUGAUCUGAAGUCUGAGCUCACUGGAGACUUUGAGGAUCUGGCUCUUGCCAUGUUGCAGACCCCGGCGCACUUUGAUGCAUCUGAACUCAGAGAGGCUAUAAAGGGCGCUGGAACUGAUGAGGCUUGUCUGAUUGAGAUUUUGUCUUCACGCUCCAAUGCAGAGAUUCAGGAAAUAAACAGAAUCUACAAAGCUGAGUAUGGGAAGAGCCUGGAGGACGCCAUCAGCAGCGACACCUCUGGUCACUUCCGCAGGCUCCUCAUUUCUCUCUCUCAGGGAAACCGUGAUGAAAGGGAGACUGUUGACAUCUCAUUGGCCAAACAGGAUGCUCAAAAAUUGUAUGCUGCCGGGGAAAAUAAAGUGGGAACUGACGAGUCUCAGUUUAAUGCCAUCCUGUGUGCUCGCAGCAAGCCUCACCUUCGGGCAGUCUUCCAGGAGUACCAGCAGAUGUGUGGGAGGGACAUUGAGAAGAGUGUCUGCAGGGAAAUGUCUGGGAAUUUGGAGUCUGGCAUGGUAGCUGUGGUGAAAUGCAUCAAGAACACCCCGGGCUACUUUGCAGAAAGGCUCCACAAGGCCAUGAAGGGAGCAGGGACCAAGGACAGAACCCUGAUCCGCAUCAUGGUGUCCCGCUCUGAGAUCGACAUGUUGGACAUCAGACAGGAGUAUCUGAGGACCUACGGAAAAUCACUGUACACUGCCAUCUCAAGUGAUACCUCUGGUGAUUACAAGAAGCUGCUGUUGAAGCUGUGCGGAGGAAGCGACUAAAAAGACGGGAAGAUGACCUCUAUACGUCCAGACUGAAACAAUGUUAUAGGACCUUGUAUCCCUUGUGAUGCAUGCAGUUAAAUUCACUUUGUCGAUGACUACAGUGAAUUUUUUUUUAUUUUAUUUUGCUACCGUACAUAUGAUAUACAGUAGAAGAUUGAAAAGUCUGAUUUAAAAAGAUGCAGUAGACACCUUAAUCAUUAUUGGGUAUUAGGUGGAAUCAUAUCGAGCAAAAUGUGUGUGCCUAAACAUUUCAUACUCAAUAUUGUACUUAUAUUGCUGUAAUGAAGGUAAACUAACUCUACACCAUAGAAUAACAUUAAGAAUGUACUACAAUGCCCUAAAACCCGAAGUCUAUAUCAAUUUGGAAUUAUCUUUAAAGAAAAUCCAAUUUGAAAAUGAAAGAACUUAAAGUGAAGAACGAGGCAAAUGUGCCAUUUAUAUGAUGUAAUAUAUAUAAAUUACCCACACAAGGAAUGAUUUAAUACCUUUUUUUUGCAUUAUUUCUGUGAGGCGAUGCCAACAUUUCAACUGUGUUUAAGUAUUUACAAAGAUGUGUCAGGCCAUUCUAUCUCGCACAGCAUUUAUGAUCACUUGAUACUUGUUUAGAGGAUCACGUUUAAAGUUUAGGUAAUUUUUGAAUGUAUGAAGUAAUUAUCUACAAAAGGCGUCUCAUCUUUGUAUAUGAACUAACUCGAAUUGUACUCCUGCUUGCAAGUCUAUGCAAAUGAUUCAUACCUUUUACAAUCAUAGUUCAGCAUUUAUAAUGUUAACUUUCACUCAGUGCUGAGAAGCCAAAGUCGAAAGACGGGAAGUCUUUGUGCCUUUGUGAGCGCUACUGUGUUAAACUGGUGGAGCUUGUCGAUGUCUCACUGUGGUAUAUCUUGCAAACAAUCUAUAAUCAUUCUUGUAAUGGCUGCAGAAAUGUAAUCUUUACAUUGUUUCUUAGUAUUUUGUUUACAUAUCUCACAGUUGUCUGAACUGGUUGGUAUGUUUUACCGCCAGUAGAGGGCUCUGGGUUCACAUCAUUUCUCACUUAUGUGUGUGAUUGUUUUGCCUGCUGACUUGGAGUUUUGUUUUGAACAGUGUAUCUCUUUCGAUAUCUACUUGUCCAUUAUGGUUGCAACCGAAUACUGGUUGCAGUUCAGUGGAUGGCUUUUAAAAAUAGCCACUUCUCAUUUCAAUUAAAAAAAAAAAAUCAAAAACA
Acanthochromis polyacanthus (spiny chromis) is the source of this 2898-nucleotide messenger RNA. It is a transcript of the gene anxa11b, whose product is annotated as annexin A11b. The transcript has 15 exons. Gene Ontology annotation, molecular function: calcium ion binding; calcium-dependent phospholipid binding. Bases 153 to 1691 code for a protein of 512 amino acids. Gene Ontology annotation, biological process: cytokinetic process; phagocytosis. Lineage: Eukaryota; Metazoa; Chordata; Actinopteri; Pomacentridae. Gene Ontology annotation, cellular component: cytoplasm. The record is from RefSeq and is a predicted model, not a curated record.